AAGGAUGGAGCCGGUGGAGCCCCUCAACAGGUCCCAAUCUGGGGCAGAGCCGCCCCGCGGGGAGUUCAACCUCUCGGGGCUACCGGAGGCGGAGGGGAAGCCCCUUUUCGGCAUCGGUAUCGAGAACUUCAUCACCUUGAUCAUCUUCGGCUUGAUCUUCACCCUGGGAGUGCUGGGCAACUCGCUGGUGAUCACGGUGCUGGCGAAGAGCAAGCCAGGCAAACGCCGUAGCACCACCAACAUCUUCAUCCUUAACCUGAGCAUUGCUGACCUAGCCUACCUGCUCUUCUGUAUCCCCUUCCAGUCCACGGUCUACGUGCUCCCCACCUGGGUGCUGGGUGCCUUUAUCUGCAAGUUCAUCCACUACUUCUUCACCGUCUCCAUGCUGGUGAGCAUCUUCACGCUCUCGGCCAUGUCUGUGGACCGAUACGUGGCCAUUGUGCACUCCCGACGCUCCUCAGCCUUGCGCGUUUCCCGCAACGCUCUGAUGGGUGUGGGGCUCAUCUGGGCGCUCUCCUUUGCCAUGGCCUCACCUGUAGCUCACCACCAGCGCCUCUUCCACCGAGACGCCAGCAACCAGACCUUUUGCUGGGAGCACUGGCCCAACCCACGCCACAAGAAGGUCUAUGUGGUUUGCACAUUUGUCUUCGGAUAUCUGCUCCCACUGCUGCUCAUCUCCUUCUGCUAUGCCAAGGUCCUUAAUCAUCUGCAUAAAAAGUUGAGAAACAUGUCAAAGAAGUCAGAAGCAUCCAAGAAAAAGACAGCACAGACUGUGUUGGUGGUGGUAGUGGUUUUUGGCAUCUCCUGGCUGCCGCAUCAUGUGAUUCAUCUCUGGGCUGAAUUUGGAGUUUUCCCACUCACUCAAGCCUCCUUUCUCUUUAGAGUAACUGCACACUGCCUGGCUUACAGCAAUUCUUCUGUGAAUCCAAUUAUAUAUGCAUUUCUCUCUGAAAAUUUUAGGCAGGCCUACAAACAAGUGUUCAAAUGCCGGAUAGGUAACGAAUCACCUCUGAAUGAUGCUAAGGAAAAUAAAAGUCGGAUAGACACACCACCAUCUACCAACUGUACACACGUGUGAACUUUGAAAAGUCUUGUAUGUUGG
This is a messenger RNA of Mesitornis unicolor (brown roatelo), 1102 nucleotides long. RefSeq names its product galanin receptor 1 (gene GALR1). Gene Ontology annotation, biological process: positive regulation of cytosolic calcium ion concentration; negative regulation of adenylate cyclase activity; G protein-coupled receptor signaling pathway. The transcript is spliced from 3 exons. The record is from RefSeq and is a predicted model, not a curated record. The coding region runs from base 5 to 1078 and encodes 357 amino acids. Gene Ontology annotation, cellular component: membrane. Lineage: Eukaryota; Metazoa; Chordata; Aves; Mesitornithiformes; Mesitornithidae. Gene Ontology annotation, molecular function: galanin receptor activity.